AUGCAGACUGACGGGCCUCCCGAAACGCCCCCCGAGAUCGUCGACAACUCCCAAGACACCAAGACGCCCUCUUUCAAGGACCACCUCCCAAGAGAUCCAGAAGUCGCAUGCGGCAACACCGCCGCCCACACAUCAGCAGCAAGUAUUGAGGAUGACUACUCUCCCACAGCCGCCGGCCCCCGUUGGCCGACGACCGGACAGUGCCCGCUCAGCUUCUGGAUCCCACGCUUUGUCUGGGCCGCCGCCCAGCGCACGGCACAGGCAAGCAUUCCCAUCCGAUGUCUUCUCCGCCGCGCCGGAAAGUAUCUCUUGUUCCCGGCCAUCGUCCUCGGUACCCUGUCUGCCGUGUUCCCGGCAUAUCUGCCCGGCCUGUGGGAGACGAUGGAGUGGAGGCUUAUGGCCGUCUUCUUCCGGGCUUCGUCUCCGUCUCCGCCUUCGUUCCCGCCAUUUACGCCGUCGCCGCUAUCUUCAUCGUCAUCAUCGCUGGAGGGUUACGCGGGGACACCCCUCGGCUCUCUCGAGACCUCUGCGUACCGGCCUUUGCGCACCUUGACCCAGACGUCCGUGGACGAGUUCAUGAACCGUCAGACGUACUUGCUGAUUGUCAACAUCAAGACGGCUGUCGAAAGAGACUUUCCCAUGGUGACCACCUCCACCUUGAAUGAGCUUUGGCUCAACACGGACGAUGUCGCAAAGUAUCCAUCGAGGUCCUACGUCGUCGUCGUCCCUGCAACAUCCAGCGGCACCUUUUCGAGACUCUACCGUUCCGUGGCGAACGUCGUGAGCUUCUGCGGUCCGGAGGGCAAAUCAACACCAACUUCCUUGCCCGUGUCCCAGGCCCUGGUUGCCUUUCUGUCUCGAACAGCGCGUGCCACUGGGCGUCGCAGUUGA
Colletotrichum higginsianum IMI 349063 is the source of this 891-nucleotide messenger RNA. RefSeq lists its product as uncharacterized. The transcript has 3 exons. The record is from RefSeq and is a predicted model, not a curated record. Bases 1 to 891 code for a protein of 296 amino acids. Lineage: Eukaryota; Fungi; Ascomycota; Sordariomycetes; Glomerellales; Glomerellaceae.